AUGACGUCAAUUGCAGUCAUGACAUGUGUUUGGCCUCACGAGACACCCAAGUGGUCGACAGUGACCGAUGCGGGACCUAAUUGGUCAUCAAUUGACCAUUUGGUCACCAAAACAAUUGACAAUCAUGUCUUUGGACAUUGUCUUCAACUCAUAUCAACAAACAAUCAUUUAUUAUCAACUGUUGAACAGUACAUCCAAACUGAAGAAACUUUAAGUUAUUAUCUCAUCAAAAGUGUUCCCUUAUAUGUCUUCAUCGAUAAGAUUUUAAUCAACGGAUUUGUUAAAAAAGGACAUCUCUUUUGUCUUUCAAUUAAUAAAGACAUCGAUUUAGACGAUUGUUUUGCUGUUUUGCCAAAUGGACGGCUCAUCCUAUCAAUCACUGAAUCAACUUACCAUCGAUUGGGUCUAAUCGGCCGCAAGUCUAUACUUUACCGAAACAAGUGUUGUAUCAAAAAAUAUAUGAUUGAGAUCGACCUAAAGGACGACCAUUUGAUUCCCGGCACUAAACUGUUUAAGAGAACUGAUGAAUGUCUUCGUCGAUCUGGACUUGUUUUUGAUGUUUAUAUCAAAUGGCACGUCAAUGAUGAUCAAAGUCAUGAAAUAUCAUCGAUGUCUAUAAAAAACUUUUUUGAUUAUAUUAAAAAUAAUUCAAACGAUUGUAAUCUGAAGACUAUAGAGAUGUCGAGAUGUGUGCCUUCUUUAAGACAUUUUACUAAUAAAUACGUUGCUAUUCCUGUCAUUAAUGAUGAUAAUGAAGAAGAUUUACAAGUAAUUAUUGAAUGGUUUGGCGCACAGGUCUGUCAAAUAGAUUGUGACAAAUCUCAAGACAAAGAAGUUUCUUCAUUUAGUGUCAAAGAAUGUGACGAAAGACAAGACAUUUCGUGUGUUAUUUUGAAUGGAUUUUUCAAUUCAUAUGACAUUAAAGGAUUGUUAACAGAGUUGAAGACAAAACUAUACGAUACUAAAGACAAAUGUUUGAAUGGAUUUAUUGUUAACGGCUUUGAAGACACACCUAUUGCUUGGAUCGGUCACAAUAACGAACACUCAAAGAGUAGUGUCAGCGGAGAAAACAUUUACGGCAUUGGUUUGAGACAAACUUCAACUAAAACAUUAUCAUUCAUUUGGAGGAUUGCAGAUGAAUAUGACUUUGGCAUUGAAAGACUAUGACAUUAAACACAAUCAUUGGA
Molecule: messenger RNA, 1187 nt
Organism: Oppia nitens
Lineage: Eukaryota; Metazoa; Arthropoda; Arachnida; Sarcoptiformes; Oppiidae
Product: ribonuclease P protein subunit p40-like
Exons: 1
Coding region: 1-1167 (388 amino acids)
Biological process (GO): tRNA 3'-end processing; tRNA 5'-leader removal; endonucleolytic cleavage in ITS1 to separate SSU-rRNA from 5.8S rRNA and LSU-rRNA from tricistronic rRNA transcript (SSU-rRNA, 5.8S rRNA, LSU-rRNA)
Cellular component (GO): ribonuclease MRP complex; multimeric ribonuclease P complex
Molecular function (GO): ribonuclease P activity; ribonuclease MRP activity
Source: RefSeq, a predicted model, not a curated record